Messenger RNA from Stylophora pistillata, 1018 nucleotides. RefSeq names its product neuromedin-U receptor 2-like. The record is from RefSeq and is a predicted model, not a curated record. Gene Ontology annotation, biological process: G protein-coupled receptor signaling pathway. NCBI's taxonomy places the organism in Eukaryota, Metazoa, Cnidaria, Anthozoa, Scleractinia, Pocilloporidae. Gene Ontology annotation, cellular component: plasma membrane. Gene Ontology annotation, molecular function: G protein-coupled receptor activity.
UUCGCCUGAAACAUGUGCGAGGUCGUCGGUUGACUUUAAGUUAAUGCCGAGUGUUCAGCCUAUCCAGUGAAUUAUGGCCAACUCCUCUAUUCUUGAGCUACAAAUCCAGUCUUUCAAUUCAACGCUUUCUCGUGUUUUCUGGUUUCUUCUCAUUUCCUUCUCUCUAUUGGCACUCGUGGUUCUUGGAGUCAUCGCUAAUGUAAAAGUCUGUAGCGUACUUGUUCGAGGUCGUCGAUUUAAAAAACACCUAUCCAACUUCAUGCUCUUUCACUUAUCGAUCACGGAUCUGAUCUAUCGCCUAAUUGUUAUACCAGGGUAUCUAGCCGCAAAAUACUUUCCGGUAAAGACCAGGUCAGAGCUGUCCUGUAAAGUCGCAUACACGUGUCUUCGUGCAGUCUAUACUGCUGUGUUUACAAGUUUAGUGGUGAUUGCAUUCGACAGGUACCAAAGCAUCACAAAACCAUUUAAACGUCUUCGCCGUAAACCCAAGCUUUUCCUUUGGAUUUUUGUCGUUUGGGGAUAUUCCACUGUUUGCGCAUUGCCGCAGUUUUUCAACGAUGGAAUUGGUACUUUAACAAUCAAUCUUACUCAUUUUUCCAACUCAACCAGUUACGUUUUUCAGAUCUGUGUUGCCACAAAAGAAAGUUCUAGUAAAAGAAUAUUGAUUAUAUUUUAUUUCAUAUUGGGUUUUCUGGUGCCUCUAGUGUUAAUUACUAUUGCCUACAUUAAAAUUGCUCUCUUUCUUUGGAGAAAAAGUCGAAAUCGCGUGUUGAAUCAAGCCGCCGUAAAUUCUAGAAGAAGAGCACUUCAGAUGCUUGUGCUAAUGGUCCUUGGAUUUCUGAUUUGCCUGGGACCAUCACAGUUAAAAAAACUGAUGGAGUCGUUAGGUGUGAUCCAGGAUAACGCAGCUGUCGCCACUACUGUUUUUAUUUUCCAACUGUCGAGUUCCCUUAUCAAUCCAAUACUUUAUAGUCAUUAUUCCUCUGAGUUUAAACAAGGGCUUAAAAAUGGAAAAUAG